This is a messenger RNA of Pelagomonas calceolata, 351 nucleotides long. NCBI's taxonomy places the organism in Eukaryota, Pelagophyceae, Pelagomonadales, Pelagomonadaceae. The record is from the annotation of a GenBank genome assembly.
AGUUUCUCCGGUUUGUCGAGUUUCUCCGGUUUGUCGAGUUUCUCCGGUUUGUCGAGUUUCUCCGGUUUGUCGAGUUUCUCCGGUUUGUCGAGUUUCUCCGGUUUGUCGAGUUCUGCGUCCCGCGAACGCCGCGAACCGUCGGCGGCGAACGCCGCGUUUGGGUGGUGCGGUGAGAUGGCGUCGGAGGGGGUGCAGGGCUGCGCAUGCGCAGAUCCCCGCGGUCAAAAAAUAAUGCCGUCAUGUGCUACAGAGCAACACAUAAUUUGGUUCAUACAUCCACAGGGUCGAGCCCAGUGCAAUGGAGCACUCCCCAAAUCUCCAACUGCCUCAGUGAUCACAGUCAGAUGCCGG